This is a messenger RNA of Eucalyptus grandis, 493 nucleotides long. RefSeq lists its product as uncharacterized. The transcript has a single exon. The record is from RefSeq and is a predicted model, not a curated record. The coding region runs from base 14 to 493 and encodes 159 amino acids. NCBI's taxonomy places the organism in Eukaryota, Viridiplantae, Streptophyta, Magnoliopsida, Myrtales, Myrtaceae.
GGGAGAUUUGUAGAUGUAUGGAGGUGGAGGGAUGGUGAUGGUGGUGGGGGUGAUUUGUAAACAUAUGGAGGAGGUGGUGAAGGAGAAGGCGGUGGUGAAGACUUGUAAACAUAGGGUGGCGGCGGAGAUUUAUAAAUGUAAGGAGGAGGGGGUGAUGGAGAAGGUGGGGGUGGAGACUUGUAAACAUAUGGAGGUGGCGGAGAUGGAGAUGGUGGCGGUGGAGAUUUAUACACAUACGGAGGGGGUGGCGAGGGAGAAGGCGGGGGUGGAGACUUGUAAACAUAUGGAGGUGGGGGAGAUGGUGAGGGUGGUGGAGGUGACUUGUACACAUAUGGAGGAGGCGGGGAAGGAGCAAGUGGUGGUGGAGACCUAUAAACAUAUGGAGGCGGAGGUGAUGGCGAUGGUGGAGGAGGUGAUUUGUAAAUGUAUGGAGGUGGAGGUGGUGAUGGUGGUGGGGGCGGGGCGACUUGUACACAUAAGGGGGAGGUGGUGA